Molecule: messenger RNA, 681 nt
Organism: Peronospora belbahrii
Lineage: Eukaryota; Oomycota; Peronosporomycetes; Peronosporales; Peronosporaceae
Source: the annotation of a GenBank genome assembly
AUGUUACCACAGCCAAAGACCUUGUUGAACUUGGUGCAUCGUCUGCUUAUAGUUGCGUUGGGUGCUUUGGUGUGCGUAGGCGCUGGGACUGGUCGUAAAGCUGUUCACGAUGUCAUGAGUCUCGGUGCAAUGUUAACUAUCUUCACUUUCCACAUCGCGACAGCCAGAAAAAUGGACCAAACAACGCUGAUGAGGUUACUAUUGGAUCUGUUUGCGCUGCUGUACAUAGUAAACGGCUUUAGCCACGCCAUUUUGGUAAGUGGUGCUCUUGUAGCGGGAUCUUUCAUGGGCGAUGCCAAACUGGCAUCCGUUGUUAGUCCAGGCAAGACACGCGUGGGUGCGAUUGCUGGGGUCCUGUCGAGUAUCGUUACAGUCCUGGUCAUGUUUGCACUACCACAGCUCACAAUCCCGUUACCAGCAAUUGGACAGUGGACACAUGAGCUGUUGCCUUCACCAGAGAUAGUGCCUCUUACUCAUCAGAUUUUACUCGGUAUAGUGGUUGGUGUUCUGUGCAUAUUAGGAGAUCUGGUAGAGUCGUUUGUGAAGCGCGUUGCCGGAGUAAAGGACUCAGGAUCGUUCUUUCCAGGCCACGGUGGCUGUCUUGAUCGCUUGGAUAGCGUCUUAUUGGUCGCGCCGUUCGUGUAUUUCUACAGUCAUUAUUUUUUGUCAAAGCCCACGUAG